Messenger RNA from Oncorhynchus tshawytscha (Chinook salmon), 3331 nucleotides. Its product is annotated as fibronectin type III domain-containing protein 3B. The record is from RefSeq and is a predicted model, not a curated record. NCBI's taxonomy places the organism in Eukaryota, Metazoa, Chordata, Actinopteri, Salmoniformes, Salmonidae. The transcript has 11 exons. The annotation marks the transcript as partial. Gene Ontology annotation, molecular function: protein binding.
UUCUCUCUUUCUCUGUCUCUCUGUGUCUCUAUCUCUCUCUACUCCUCUGUUCUUUCUCUAGAUCCUCCCCAGGACAAUGGAGGUUCAGAAGUUCUGACGUAUCUGCUGGAGAUCUCAGAAGGCAGCUCUGACGCGGGCCAGUGGGAGGUGGCGUACAGCGGCCCCGCUACAGAGUGUGUGUGUGAAGAACUGACGCCUGGCACAGUUUACCGCCUGCGAGUGUGUAGCAUCAGCACCGGUGGACACAGCCAGUGUUCCUUCAGCAUUCCGGUUCGGACUUUGAGCGUCGUCCCCGAACCCUGCCAACCGCCCAGGAUCGUGGGUAAAGCCAAACACAAGGAAGUACAGUUAGAAUGGGACGCACUGACAUCAGAAGGUGUGUGUGAGGAGUGUGUGUUCAGUCUGGAGAUGACAUCAUCAGAGGACGACGCUGAGUCCAGUGAGAUAUACAAUGGGACAGAGCUGCAGUGCAGUGUGGGUAGCCUGCUGCCGGGGGCAACCUACAACUUCAGACUGAGGGCUGCCAACGAGGCUGGGUUCGGAGAGUACUCUGAGGCAGUGGAGGUGACGACAGCAGCGGGUCCUCCAGGCCAGUGUGUGGCGCCACUCAUCACUCUGAACAACACCACCUGUCUAACAGUCAGCUGGGAGAGUCCUGAAGGAUCAGGCUCUGACAUCUCAGAGUAUCGCCUGGACUGGUCCAGGGAGGAGGAGCCUAUGGAGCUGAUCUACUGUGGACCAGAGACCCAGUGUGAAGUAUCAGACCUGACCCCCGCAACACACUACUGCUGUAGACUACAGGCGGUGAACCAAGCGGGGGCGGGGCCUUACAGUGAACAGAUGACCUUCCAGACUCCAGCGACUAAUCCCGACGCAGUCUCUUCUUUCUUCCUGCUUGACCAGCUCCAAUCAGAUCAGUCCCCCUCCACCUGCCUCUUCCUGAAGUGGGAGGAGCCUAACUUUAAUGGGGCAGAUAUAACAUCUUAUAUCAUCAGUCUGGACGAUCAACUCAUUACCGUGGAAACAGGAACCAGUCACCUGAUCACUGACCUUCAGCCAGACAGCCAGUACAGUGUGCGGAUCCAAGCGGUGAAUGUGAUUGGCUGUGGCCCGUUGAGCCCACCUCUGGUGGCUAGGACACGCCCCCUCCCUCCGGCCCCUCCUCAUUUGGAAUGUUCGGCUGCCGGCCCCCAGAGUCUGAAACUCAAAUGGGGGGAGAACGCUACACACACCCGUGCCCUGCUCUCCAAUGACAUGUUCUACACACUACAGAUGGAAGAUAAGAACCACAGGUUUGUGUGUAUCUACAGAGGUCCCAGUCAUACUUACAAGGUGCAGCGCCUGACCGAGUCCACCAGUUACCGGUUCAGGAUCCAGGCAUGUAGUGACGCAGGGGAGGGACCGUUCUCAGACACACAUACCUUCUCUACCACCAAGACUGUACCCUCUGCACUCAAAGCUCCCAGAGUGCAACAGCUGGAAGGGAAUGUGUGUGAGGUCACCUGGGAGACCAUUCCACCAAUGAGAGGUGACCGUGUCAACUACAUCCUGCAGGUGCUGGUUGGACGAGAGUCAGAGUACAAACAGGUGUUUAAGGGAGAAGAGAGUGCCUUCCAAAUCACCGGGCUCCAAGGCAACACCGACUACCGUUUCCGUGUGUGCGCCUGCCGCCGUUGCCAGGAUACCAACCAGGAACUCUGUGGCCCUCAAAGCCCCUCCUCCCCGUUCACCCUGCGUCGUCAGGAGCAACCGUGCCUGGGGGAGACCAGCGCCGUGGAGACGGUGAAAGGGGUGGGGAUAAUAUCCAGUGAUGAGCGCUUUGCGGCGGUCGUGGUGUGUGUGUUCGCCGGUGUCUCCAUCCUCAUGGCCUGUCUGCUGCAAUACUUCUUCAUGAAGUGAGGGAAUGAAUCGGCAACAGGAUAGAAAAGAGAAAAGAAAACGAUAGCGAAAGAAAAUGAGCAUCUGCGAAAGAAAGGAAAGAAAACAAACACUUGAGAAUCAAGUGCAGGAUAGAAAGAGAAAAAAACCGAGAGAGGAAACAGACUUCAAACGAAACAGACCUGAGCUGUACUUCAGUUAUUCUACCGCGACGUUGUAGUCCACGUAUCUCUUUCUUUCUCUCUCUCCCCUCUCUCCUUUCUCUCUUUCCCUCUCUCUCGCUCGCUCGCUCGCUCUCUCUGUUUCUCUUGUCAUUGUUAGUUUGGUCUCUCUAUCUUAUGUAAUGGAUGUAUUUUGGAGGGAAGCUGUUCGUGGCCAGAACAAACAAACUGAUAAGCAUUAGCCAGCCAGGAGCCCAGCAAGCUCCUCAAUGACCCGCAUGACAUUAUUUUGUAUCUUUUUAAACCUAAUAGACAAAGUGUGCUUUUCUUUAUAUUUCUUUACAGUCAAUUCCUUACUUUACUGUGUCUGUGUCCUAUUUGCGCUGUUCGCUGCAGUCUUUUGUAGUUUCUUUCCGUUGUGCCAUUUUGAAAUGUAGUUCUCAAGCUUUAGCCAUGUAUUCAUCAAUAUCUGUUACCUUGUCUAUUAUAGGCCAAAUCAUGCAAUCUUGAUGCACAGAUGCACACACAGACACAUAGACACAGACACACAGAAACACAUGCAGAUGCACAGCGAGACAAACACACACACACACACACACACGCACAGAGAGACAGAAACACACACACUCACUCAGAUGCCUUCUCUUCUGUCUUCUUUAUUCAGCUACCAAAGCGAUGCCAUUGUUAAAAAAUGCUGCUAUCCUGUUUCGUUAUAUCUGAGAAAGAAUGGAUUUAGUUACCUAAUAUAUACAAUCUAUAUCAAAUAUAUCUAAGAUAGAUCUACCUAUCUAUAUUUGUAGGGGGCGAUGCUAUGAUGUAAUAUAAGAAGUGUAGAGGUCUGAAUGACAGAGAGAAAGAGGAGGGAUCCAGGUAGAUGGUGCCUUUUAAGCACAGAUCUAGGACCAGCUUUCUCUCCCCUGAAGCUAACCUAAACCCUUAGGAGUGGGAAAUGCAAAGCUGACUUUAGAUCAGUUUAGGGCAAGGGUGUAAAACCAGGCUCCUGGAGGGCCACACACCUGGCCAUAUCUAGCCAAUCAGCAACAACAGUUGAUCAAUUUAGUUUGAGGUUGAUAAAAACAUGAUGGCACUUUGACCUGUGAGAACUGGACCUGACACCCCUGGUCUAGGGAUAACCUGGUAUAUUCCACUGGGAGUGGUUUAGUGAAUUAUAAUAUGUAUUCUAGGUGCUCACCUGCAGAUCUGAGGUCAGUUCAGUAGCCAGUCCCCGCUGUCGAAUGUAGAGGUUACUGAAGUAACCUUUUAUCCGCCCCCACUCAACCCCCCUAUUCAAC